This is a messenger RNA of Chrysochloris asiatica (Cape golden mole), 807 nucleotides long. It is a transcript of the gene ZFAND1, whose product is annotated as zinc finger, AN1-type domain 1. Gene Ontology annotation, biological process: cytoplasmic stress granule disassembly. The record is from RefSeq and is a predicted model, not a curated record. Gene Ontology annotation, cellular component: cytoplasm; cytoplasmic stress granule. Gene Ontology annotation, molecular function: zinc ion binding. The coding region runs from base 1 to 807 and encodes 268 amino acids. The transcript has 8 exons. NCBI's taxonomy places the organism in Eukaryota, Metazoa, Chordata, Mammalia, Afrosoricida, Chrysochloridae.
AUGGCGGAGUUGGACAUCGGGCGACACUGUCAGGUGGAGCAUUGCAGGCAACGAGAUUUUCUUCCAUUUGUAUGUGAUGGUUGCUCAGGAAUAUUUUGCCUUGAACACAGAAGCAGAGAGUCACAUGGCUGUUCUGAGGUGAAAAUAAUUAAUGAGAGACUGAAGACAGAUACACAUGUACCUUACCCAUGCUCAUUCAAGGACUGUACUGAAAAAGAGCUUGUGCCAGUUACGUGUCCUCACUGUGAGAAGAAUUUUUGCCUGAGACACCGUCAUCAGUCAGAUCAUGAAUGUGAAAAACUGGAGCUCUCUAAGCCUCGUAUGGCUGCCACUCAGAAACUUGUUAAGGACAUUAUUGAUUCCAAGACAAGAGAGACAGUAAGUAAACGACGAAAAGGGGCAAAAAAUAGUGAAACCGCUGCCAAGGUUGCACUGAUGAAAUUAAAGCUGCAUGCUCAUGGGGAUAAGUCAUUGCCACAGACAGAAAGAAUUUACUUUCAGGUUUUCUUACCUAAGGGGAGCAAGGAGAAGAGCAAACCAAUGUUUUUUUGCCACCGAUGGAGCAUUGGGAAAGUCAUAGACUUUGCAGCUUCUUUAGCCUGCCUGAAAAAUGACAAUAACAAAUCAACAGCUAAGAAAUUAAGGUUAUGUCACAUUACUUCAGGAGAAGCCUUACCUUUGGAAAAUAUUUUGGAAACAUGGAUUGCUAAGGAGGAUUGUCCUUUAUAUAAUGGCGGAAAUAUUAUUUUGGAAUAUCUUAAUGAUGAAGAACAAUUUUUAAAAAAUACUGAUUCUUACUUGGAAUAG